Striga asiatica is the source of this 309-nucleotide messenger RNA. Lineage: Eukaryota; Viridiplantae; Streptophyta; Magnoliopsida; Lamiales; Orobanchaceae. The record is from the annotation of a GenBank genome assembly.
AUGGCUAACUAUCACCGUCAAGGCGACGACAACCCCCUCCAUUGGAUACCCUUCCAGAGACAAUCAAAAUCCAAAGGAACCCCAUCCUCCACCAAAGUGGUGGACGGCUCGGUGGUCGUGAGCUUGACGCCCUGCCGUCGAACCUCACCAGAAACCCACCAUGGACACCAAAUGAAAGGAGACACGCCAGGCCGAAUGGGGGAGAAAAUUGGAGGGGAAACUCGUCGACCACCCCGGUGCCGUUCAACUCUGCGACAGAGCAUAGAAAACAACAAAGAGGAGACCGGAAGAUGCGAAGGCUCACGAUAA